CUGCAUGCUGAGUCUCCUCUCACUCCUCUGUGCAAAAUCACUUCAUGCGACUGUUGCACUUGUUCUUGCUCCCCAGGUGGAAAGUUCCCCCUGCAUUCUGGAUGUGGACAUGUUCCACUCAGUGGGGAGUCUGGUGCUGUCCUAUUCAGCAUUGCACUGCUUAGACUCCUCAGGGCUUAGUGCGGAUACUGCACACCUGCAUCUCUUCCACUUGGUCAUUGUUGCUCACCUGGUCCAGAUCCCCCUCACCUCUGUGCCAGAGCAGCUGACCAUGGAGCAGGAGCGUGAAGGAGAGGAGUGGGAGCAGGAAGAGAGUGUCUGUCUUCUCUAUAACACAUUAAGGACUCAUGUAGGCUGCCUGCGUGAGACUAGCUCGGGUUGGCAUCUCUGGCGUUGUGUAAAGGCAGGCAUCCUGCCCUUCCUCAGAGGAGCCGCACUGUUCUUCCGCCAUCUCAAUGGAGUUCCCAUUCCGCCUGAGCUCAACGACGGCAGUGUGAAGUGGUGUGCCACUAUGUGAGGAGGGAGAAGUAUGCUCUGAGGAUGAGGAGAUGGAGCAGGGUGACGUGGCCUCUCUCUGGAGCUCCUCCACGUUCUUCACGCAAAAACAAUAACUCUCUCAAAUUCUGAUGGAGCGGCAUCUACAUAAGAAUCAACAAAGCACACAAACAUCAGUUCCGUUUUGGGACACCGAUUUUCUAAAUCAUUCCAUUCGCUUUCUAUUUAUUUAUGUAUCAUUAUUAAAAGAUCAAUCAUCAAGCCGGUGUAACCUUAAUCUUUAUCGCUAGCUGCUCCUGAAGUGUUUUGGAAAUCGUUUCAGCCACGUCAUGUUCACUCACCGUCCACUUUAUUAGGAACACCUGUACAUUCAUGUAGUUUUCUAACCAGCCAAUCAUGAAAUAUACAGGAAUAUAGAGGAAUCACAAGAAAACUCCAUUUCAACACAUUUAAAAAAAUAAAUCUCACAAUGUUGGAUUUGAGUUUGUAAUGCAGUGAGCACAACCAAGGAGUGCAUUUUAAAAAGAAAACUACAAUGUUGUUGAAGACUGAAUCCUGUACCUACAAACUAGAACUGACAAUGGAACCACUGAAGAGUCAACAGUGUCAGAGAUCCUCGUGUGUCCAGUUCCACUGUGUACGGCACUUUUUAUGCUUACCGACCCAUUACUCCAGCUUUUGUGUUUUUUUAGCUUUG
Molecule: messenger RNA, 1192 nt
Organism: Ictalurus furcatus (blue catfish)
Lineage: Eukaryota; Metazoa; Chordata; Actinopteri; Siluriformes; Ictaluridae
Product: E3 ubiquitin-protein ligase UBR2-like
Exons: 6
Coding region: 5-517 (170 amino acids)
Biological process (GO): ubiquitin-dependent protein catabolic process via the N-end rule pathway
Cellular component (GO): ubiquitin ligase complex; cytoplasm
Molecular function (GO): ubiquitin protein ligase activity
Source: RefSeq, a predicted model, not a curated record